AUGAGGUCGCGAAGUCAGUUUUCCGGCUUUAUAUUAAUUUUAAUUAAUUUAAUUAGUCAAAAUAACGCACAGUCCAAUGAAGUGGUCGGCUGUGGUGGCUUCAUCAAAAGCCAUGCAGAAAUAGACUUUUCCAAGGUGGAAAUAAAACUCUUGACCAAGCAGGGCUCACUGAAGGAUAAAACCGAUUGCUCGCCAUCGAAUGGCUACUAUUUCCUGCCCAUCUAUGACAAGGGUGAAUAUUUGCUAAGCAUUGCACCACCUCCCGGUUGGAGCUUCGAGCCGGAACACGUUGAGCUCAAUUUCGAUGGCAAGAAUGACGUGUGCAGUCAGGGCAAAGAUGUUAAUUUCGUAUUCAAGGGCUUUGGCAUUACGGGCAAGGUGGUCUUAGCCACCGGAAGCGGUGCACGGGAUGUAGAUGUGGAGUUGAAGUCGGAGCAAGGUGACAUUCGCCGCACCAAAACGGACAUCAAUGGUGUCUUCUUCUUUACACCAAUUAUACCCGGCAAAUAUGUGGUGCGUGCCAGCCAUGCCAGGUGGCAUUUCGCCAAGGCAGAGCACAAUGUGGUUGUGGUCAGUGGCAACACGGAGCUGCCAGCUAACUCUUUGGUGGUAUCUGGCUUUGAUAUCAAUGGACGUUUCGAUACCAGCUCCCAAUUGCCGGCUAAUCUUGCUGUGGCGCUCUAUAAAAAAAAGGGCCAAUCUCUACCGACCAAAUGUGCCAAUUCGCCCACUGCGCCGGCGAACAAGCUCAACAACGAUUACGAAAGCGCCGCCGCUUGCUAUUCGCUGGUCGAGAAGGGUGAAUAUAGCUUCAAGGAUGUGCCCACAGGCAAAUACUUGAUACAGGCCAUUAACGAGAACCAAAACUUGAAACUUCAUCUGACGCCGAGCUUUUUGGAGGUGGACUUGGGCAAGGAUACGCUGCAGAUCAAAGAGGAGUUCAAGAUUAGCGGCUUUACAGUCUCCGGCCAGGUGCUGAGCUCCGCGGACGGUGCCUCACUAAAGUCAGCUAUUGUCAAGCUGAACAAGGAAAAGGUCGCCGAAACAGAUGCCACUGGCACGUAUACGCUGGAGAACAUUAAAGCGGGCAGCUACAACAUUGAAGUCGAGUAUCCACAGCUGCAAUUCGAGCCGGUGCAGGUGAAGACGCAGAUUGCUACGCCCAAACUGCCCACAAUUGUGCCUUCCGCUUACGAAGUGUGCGGCAAAGUCGUCUCUCCGAAAUCCUAUGUCGUUGGCAUCACGAAAAUCGGCUCCACCUUCCAUACGACAACUACCACGAAAGCAGAGAGCGGCAUCUGGUGUGCCUAUCUGCCCGCCGGUAAAUACAACAUUGAAGUCCUCACCACGGAACUGGAUAAGACGAGCGGUGUUCAGUUCUUCCCUGUGCAACAGCAGACCGAAGUGCGAGAUGCGCCCGUGAAUGGCAUUAUCUUCUCGCAGCUGCGUGCCACCAUUCGAGGUGAGCUGCAGUGCCUGCCGGAUGCCACGGCCACUUGCACCUCAGCAGAGAUUACGCUACAGGGCCUCGAUGCCACCGGACAGCCCACGGACAACAAAUGGAAGGCCAGGGCAUAUCGUGGAAAAUAUACUUUUAAGGAUGUGCUGCCUGGUCCCUAUGAGAUAACGAUUCCACAGGGCAAUCUGUGCUAUGAAUCAACGCGAGUCUUCCUAAAUGUCGCCGCUGCAGAGGAGACGGCGCCGCCCUUCAUACACAAGGGCUACGAAGUGUCCAUCAUAUCUAGUCAUCGAGCGCUGAUGCGUUACGUGCAUGUCACCGGACCUUCGGAACCCAAGGCACCCAUUGAAACCCUAAAGAUUCUUUCAGGCGUGAACACUUUCUGCGUUUCUAAAUACGGCAGCUACGACUUUAAGCUGGAAGGCUGUCACAUUUACGAUGAUUCGUUGCCCAGUAAAUUCAUCACUCCAGAACCAGAUCAGCUGCAGACGUUGAUUGUCAAUGCCAUUGCCCACAAGACGGGCGUGCGCGUCCUGUCCACAGACCCCAAUGUGGAUUCUCUGAAACUAGCUGUGGAAUCGCAAUCGCUGGGCAAACAAAUUGUCACGCCAGUAGCUGAGGCGCAUAAGGUGGAUGGAAAAUUCGCAUUCCGCUACGAGACGUAUCUGAAGCCAGAGGAAAUUCUGAACGUUAAGCCAUUGAGUGAUGUCCUUUUGUUUACGCCACAGCAUCAGCAGAUCGUUGGCAGCAGUGAUUGCGUUGAUAUUGCCUUCAAUUUUGUGGCCACGCGAGGACUCAUCUUACGCGGCAAAGUAGUGCCCGCAAUUAAGGAUGCCAAGAUCACGCUGAGUUUUCCCGAGCAACCUGAACUUGAACCCAUUGAAGUGCUCAGCUCCAUUACAGGUGAAUUCAAAUUUGGGCCUAUCGAUGAGACGCUCAAAUUCGAGCUGUCCGCUGAGAAGGAAUCCUAUGUAUUCAGCGAAUACAAUCGCCAGUCGAACUCCUUCAGCGCACACAAACUCUGUGAGAUUGAGGUGUCGGUACAGGACGAUGCCGGUCAGCCACUGAGCGGAGUGUUGCUCUCGCUGAGCGGCGGUGAAAGCUAUCGCAAGAAUCUGGUCACUGGAGACAAGGGCGCCAUCAAUUUCAAUUCGCUGUCGCCUUCACAGUACUUCCUGCGACCCAUGAUGAAGGAAUACAAGUUCGAGCCGAAUUCCAAAAUAAUUGACAUCAAGGAUGGCGAAACCGUGCAGGUUGCCCUAACUGGCACUCGUUAUGCUUACUCUAUUUUCGGCACAAUCACAUCCCUCAAUGGCGAUCCCUUUCCGGAGGUUAAUGUACAGGCCAUCGCAACAGAGAGCUGCCAGCAUCAGCAAGAGGAGGCAUUCAGCGAAACCAAUGGACAAUAUCGCAUUCGGGGCCUUCAGCCCGGCUGCACGUACACCGUUCGCGUGGUGACGGAUGAUGAGAAAGUGUAUCGCUCGAUACCGGAAAACCACACAGUUACCGUUGCCAAUGAGGAUGUGCGAAAUAUAAAUUUGAUCGCUGUCAAUCCUAUCAACAUUGUGGAUGUUACGGCCAGAAUUAUGGCCUCACAUAACGAUUUCUACAAGACGUUGCGCAUUGUGAUGUACAAGCAGGGAGCCUCUGAUUCGCCGGUGUUUUCUCAGCGUGUGGCGUCUCCGUUAAAUCCCAAGUCUAGCUACAAUCCGGGCAUUAUGGUGUAUUUCCCGCGUAUACCGCGCGACGGCAAGACCUAUGUGGUGGAGCUGCAAUCGACGCUCUCGGAGAAGACGUACUCCUACAAGCUGCCCUCCUUCACCUUUGUGGCGGACAGAUGUUCCGUCUAUGUGAAGCUGGAUUUCAAUGCAGAGGUGCGCUCCACUGAAGCUGAUCUCAAUCAGAAUUCCAUAUCAGCACUGGUGCUCAUUGCACUGGUGGCCAUUGCCUUCUUCAAACAGGACUUGGCUGUCAAUUUCCUCAACUUUGUGUGGAGCAAGCUGAACGACAUUGUCGCUGAUAUCGCCCAAAGGCAGAAGGGAAAGGCGGCCGUCCGCAAAAACGAGCCCAUCAAUCAGCGAGAGAUCGAGCAGAUGGCCGAUCAGAUAAAUGCCAUUAAAAAGAAAAAGGUCAAAAAGACUUAAACCAGCCCUCACAAAUUUUAGUCACCAUCGGUAUUCGGUUUUCCUAUUUUUCUUUUCUUUUACUUUUGUUUUCUAUUUAAAUUUGCUCCUGAGAUUUUCGGAUCUAAUAUA
Messenger RNA from Drosophila navojoa, 3714 nucleotides. Its product is annotated as BOS complex subunit NOMO3. The record is from RefSeq and is a predicted model, not a curated record. Lineage: Eukaryota; Metazoa; Arthropoda; Insecta; Diptera; Drosophilidae. Gene Ontology annotation, cellular component: endoplasmic reticulum membrane. Gene Ontology annotation, molecular function: carbohydrate binding.